GGCACUCAAAGCUCUCUGGAGUUACCUGACCCAGAAGGGAGUUAAUAGUGAGGCCAUCUGGGAGAAGAUUAAGGACAUCGUUAUCAAAACCAUAAUUGCAUCUGAGCCCUACGUGAACAGCCUGGUGAAGAUGUAUGUGCGGCGGCCGUAUUGUUGCCAUGAGCUGUUUGGGUUUGAUAUCAUGCUGGAUGAAAACCUCAAGCCCUGGAUCUUAGAGGUCAACAUUUCCCCGAGCCUCCACUCCAACUCCCCACUGGACGUGAGCAUCAAGGGCCAGAUGAUCCGGGACCUCCUCAACAUCGCCGGCUUCGUUCUGCCCAGUCCAGACAGCGUGGCCUCAAGGCCACAGACAAGAAGUGGCUCUACCUGCAGUCUGGGCAGUGCUUUGAAGGAGAAGCCCAAGCCCGCAUCUGAGCAUUCCAUAGCAGAGAAGAUGAAGAAGGCCUAUUACUUGACGCAGAAGAUACCUGACCAGGAUUUUUAUUCUUCUAUCUUGGACAUCCUGACCCCAGAUGAUAUUCGUAUCCUGGUGGAGACAGAGGACGAGUAUUCCCGGCGCGGGCAGUUCGAGCGGGUGUUCCCCACCCACAUCUCCAUGCGGUACCUGCGCUUCUUCGAGCAGCCUCGUUACUUCAAUAUCCUGGUGACCCAGUGGGAGCUCAAAUACUACUUGAAUAAACACAAAGGUCUGGAGCUGCUGAAGAACUCGUGCGUCAAAGGGUACCACACUGGGGCAGGGAUGGAUUUGGCCCCAAUGUGGUCGUUGCCAAAGUCUUUCUUCCUCCAGAAGAGCAGUGUUCAAUCAAAUGGCUUCAGCAAACUGGAACUGAGCAGACUGGGCAGCACGGGGUCUCCUUUCUCCGGCAGCAUGCUCCUCCCUUCAGCCGAUGAAGAUCUCACGAGGUGCCUGGAGCUCAGCCCUACUCAGGGCUUACCUCUCAACAAGUGCACUGCUGGAGCCGACCAGAAACCUGCUGGCUGCCUCUCGGACACCGCCCUGGUGAUGUGA
Pelecanus crispus (Dalmatian pelican) is the source of this 1009-nucleotide messenger RNA. The record is from RefSeq and is a predicted model, not a curated record. Lineage: Eukaryota; Metazoa; Chordata; Aves; Pelecaniformes; Pelecanidae.